AGUUGUUUUAGUUAAAAUAUUUGAACAUUCCUGAUCAAUAUUGUAGUUUUAAUAGUAUGACUUGCUAAUGGAUUAUCUUUUUUUCCGACAUGAUUAUCAUUAUUCUUCUUUCAGGUCUGGAGUUUGGAAACUUUGCAACGCCUACAGACUCUAACAGAGCAUACUAAUGUUGUUAUGUCCUUGCUUUGCUGGGAUCAGUUUCUUUUAUCUUGUUCAUUGGACCAAACAAUAAAAGUAUGGGUGGCUACUGAGAAUGGAAACCUGGGAGUAACAUACACUCACAACGAAGAAUAUGGCAUGCUUAAUCUUCGUGGGAUGCACGACUUAGAAUCCAAGCCGGUCUUCUUGUGUGCAUGCAACGACAAUUAUGUCCGGCUUUAUGAGCUGCCGUCGUUCUCCGAGGGGUAAAAUUUUUGCUAAGCAGGAGAUUCGAGCCAUCGAAGUAGGGCCUAGUGGCCUCUUUUUCACCGGCGACGGAUCUGGUUUUAAAGUGUGGAAAUGGGCAGAGCCAGUUGCUUCAACUUGAUUGCCUUGCACCAUUUCAUAACACAUUCAUUCUCCUGUAAUUUUUUGGUGGUAAUUAUUUUAUAUUUUUUCAUCCUUUCAGGUAAGUCUUUCACAGUGAAAACAAUUUUGGGUUCCACCUUUUAUAGCAUAAUAGAUCAUUUAAGAGUAAUUGUAUGAACUAGUUACCCUAAUUUCACCAAAUGCUUCAAUAAGAAUACGCAUCAAAGUUCAAAACCAUCAACUUUAUUACAUAUACAGUCAGAGUUUAUAACAAGAGUCCAGCAUAUAGAUAGUUUCCACUAUGUUUUUAUCUUGUUGAAAGUCACAGGUUGAACAUGACCUUAAUGGCAUCGCCACCGCGAGCACUAGUUUCAAAAGCUUCUUCAACCUCUUUCUGGGAAAACCCGAACCUGUGAGUUAUCAAUGGCUUCACAUCAAUCUUACCACUUCUUAGAAGCUCAAUGCACAAAGGCCAAGUGUUCUUAUACCG
Gossypium arboreum is the source of this 997-nucleotide messenger RNA. RefSeq names its product zinc finger CCCH domain-containing protein 48-like. The record is from RefSeq and is a predicted model, not a curated record. Lineage: Eukaryota; Viridiplantae; Streptophyta; Magnoliopsida; Malvales; Malvaceae. Bases 175 to 408 code for a protein of 77 amino acids. Gene Ontology annotation, molecular function: protein binding. The transcript is spliced from 4 exons.